AUGGCCAACUCCAAAAACACCGACUUCACUGGCAACCUCCAGGGUGUGGCAUUAGAUGGUCAUUGCGCGCCUCUCAAUGCCGAUGCGGAUAGCUUUGUCGCUCAACUUGUACCUCCUCCUGCACCUGCUGGCCCUUUUACCAUCGAUAUUGCUGUUGAGAGUAGCACUCCUCAAGCCAACCCUAGUCGACCUCAAUUUCUCAAGAGUAUUACUAUAAACGCCGUCAAGGAGGAUGAAUGGAACAGUACCGUCCUCCCCUAUAUUCGUCUACUCUCGUUCACUGUCGCCUCGACCACGGACGUCUUCUUCAUUGGGGCCAUGCUCAUAGCUCUUCCGAGCCUCGUCAACAGCAUCCUCAAGAUCGACAUAAGUGGCUUCCACUGGUUCUCUGGUAUCUCCGACAAUCGCAGAUCAAACCCCUUCAUGGUACUCGCUUCGAAUCUGCCUUCACUCAGGGAGAUGCAUCUCACCCUCCACACUUCCAUGAUGACGGACUCGAAGUGGGGUGAGAGGCAGCUUUUUGAGCUGGAGCGCACUGAUCCCGAUCAGGCCAAAGAGAGGAGAGUGAGAUCAGUUUCUGAGAUCACCGGCCGAUAUGGUAUGGCAUUGAUUUUCAGAAGCAGUGCUCUGGAGUACAUCCGUCUGGUCUACAUCAAGAGCGAAAUGGUCACUGCUUUCGUUGUGGAAGGCAAUCUUGAGGUUGUCCUUACCAACCUCAGGAACUGGUUGGUGCAAGGCUUCAGGGAGCAAGGCCGGGAGAUAGUAGUGGAGCUUUCACUUGCAGCUUGA
Molecule: messenger RNA, 789 nt
Organism: Alternaria atra
Lineage: Eukaryota; Fungi; Ascomycota; Dothideomycetes; Pleosporales; Pleosporaceae
Exons: 3
Coding region: 1-789 (262 amino acids)
Source: RefSeq, a predicted model, not a curated record